UUCCAUUAAAGAAAAAACAUAGCAGCUUCUUUAUGCUUUCCAUGUGCUUUCUGUGUCCUUACAUGACUCCUUCCUGCUUCAUGGAAAAUGGCAUAUAAGUCACUUUUUCAUCAUUUUCCAUCUCAUUCAUAAUAUCACUAUUUUCACUUCUUGGGUAUUUCCAUCUGUGUGGAGAGAAGACUAUAAGAGUGAGAAGUCCUCCGUUUUCAUCUUCUUCUUCUCCAUCAUCUCAGAUGUGGUGUGGUCCACCUGUUUGGAUGGCUUGCGUCGUCUUCCAUUCCUACCAGAAGAUUUGACUGUAUUCUCUCUGCUUCCUCCAGUUGCAAUAGAUCGGGAAGGGACCUCUUGGUUUAGAGGAUCGACAUCAGAUUCAUCAUCUUAGAAAUCUAUCCACACAAUCGUGAUCACGCAACGGAACAAGGAAUGGCAGUAGUUGUAUCCACCCUUCUUCAAAUGGUUAUUGAAAAACUAGCCUCCCCAAUCCUAGAACAGUGUGGAUUGGUGUGGGAUAUUGAUGAGGAGAUGGAAAAUCUAAGGAGUAAGUUAAAGAUGAUACGAGCUGUGCUUGAAGAUGUGGAGGAGCAGCAAGUAAAGGACAAGGCACUGCAGAUUUGGCUGGGAAAGCUUAAAGGCUUGGCUUCUGAUGCAGAUAACAUAUUGAAUGAAUUCCCGACAGAUGCAAAAUGCAGAAAGGUAGAGAUUUCAGGAAGCAUUAGGAAGGUAUGCAACUUCUUUUCGCCUUCCAAAAUAAAUUUGGGGAAUAAGAUAAAGGAAAUCGGACAGAGAUUAGAUGAGAUUGCUAGGGAGAGGUCCAAAUUCCAUUUGAGAGAGGAAGGACGGGCAUUGGAGAUUAGACGACAAGAACAAACUGACUCAUUUGUAAUCGAAUCAGAAGUUUAUGGAAGGGAGGAAGAUAAGAAAAAGGUAAUGGAAUUACUGAUCAGUGAGGAUAGCCGAGAGGAUGUUACAGUCAUCCCCAUAGUCGGUUCGAGGGGUCUUGGGAAGACCACACUUGCUCAAUUGGCUUACAAUGACGAGAUGGUAGCAAAGCAUUUCGAGCUAAGAAUCUGGGUUUGUGUAUCGGAUGAUUUUAAUGUGCGGAGGCUAACAAAAGAAAUUUUAGUCUCUAUUACCAAUGGUAAUUGGGAUCUUGAAAAUUUGGAUUUACUACAAUGUCACCUUCGAAAAAAGCUGAGUGGGAAGAAGUUUUUACUUGUGUUGGAUGAUGUUUGGAAUGAAAAUCCCGAGAAGUGGGGUCAGUUGAAGCAAUUUCUCAGAGGAGGUGAUAGGGGUAGUAGGAUCAUAGUAACUACCCGUAGUGAAAAAGUUGCUUCAAUCAUGGGCACUCUCCCUUCACACCAUUUGCCAAGAUUAUUAGAGGAUGAUUGUUGGUCUGUGUUCAAGCAACGAGCAUUUGGGCGAGGACGACAAGAACAUCCAAACCUUGUAAUUCUUGGAAAGGAAAUUGUAAAGAAGUGCGAGGGUGUCCCUUUGGUGGCAAAGAUGCUUGGAAUCAGGAUGCACUUUAAAGCAGAGGAAAGAGAGUGGCUGCUUGUCAAAGAAAGUGAAAUUUGGAAUAAACUGUUGGAGGGUGAUUGUACAAACAUUAUGCAUAUAUGAGAAUCCAAGCUGCCUGAUUUUCUCUGUUGAAUGUGGACUAUUGGCUGAUUUUUGUCACCCCCCUUUUGCUUGAAGACUGUUACUUGGAAGAAUGGGAUUAUCUAAUUGAUGUGACAUUUAUACAGUUGCAUGUCAACCAUAGGAUCGAGCAUGGAUGUUUUUCAUGGCUUGCAAGUUCAUCAGCUGCUAGGCUUCCAAAAUAGGUUUCAGGAAGCAACGGUCACUUGCUUUUUGUAGCUUUAUCCUUCUGUUGAGUUAGAAAUGUAUAAAUGAAUGUCUACUAGAAGGAGAGGUUGUAUUUAUUUAAGAAAGCAUGUAAAAUGGAUGUGUAGUCCAACUGUUAUGCUUGUUACAAGUACUGAUAUGGAAAAGCAUGUAAAAUGGAUAUGUAGUCUAACUGUUAUGCUUGUUACAAGUACUGAUAUGGAUUUUAUGUACUAUAUUUAUGUUAAGGAAUUAAUCAGCCAUUGUAUUGA
This is a messenger RNA of Magnolia sinica, 2096 nucleotides long. Its product is annotated as putative disease resistance protein RGA3. The record is from RefSeq and is a predicted model, not a curated record. The transcript is spliced from 2 exons. The coding region runs from base 424 to 1620 and encodes 398 amino acids. Gene Ontology annotation, molecular function: ADP binding. Gene Ontology annotation, biological process: defense response to other organism. Lineage: Eukaryota; Viridiplantae; Streptophyta; Magnoliopsida; Magnoliales; Magnoliaceae.